This is a messenger RNA of Polistes dominula (European paper wasp), 2706 nucleotides long. RefSeq names its product N-alpha-acetyltransferase 15/16 (gene Naa15-16). The record is from RefSeq and is a predicted model, not a curated record. NCBI's taxonomy places the organism in Eukaryota, Metazoa, Arthropoda, Insecta, Hymenoptera, Vespidae. Gene Ontology annotation, molecular function: protein binding. Gene Ontology annotation, cellular component: NatA complex; cytoplasm. Gene Ontology annotation, biological process: N-terminal peptidyl-methionine acetylation.
ACAACAGUUCUCAGAUGAUCACGUGAUCGAAGAUCGACUUCUUCGUUUGUGGCCACGAGGUUUUGUGGUGAAAAUCAAGUUUACCGGGUGGAUAAGGCCCUCUAUUUUUGUAUUUAUACAAAAAUGUCCUCCAGCAAUCCUUUGCCACCCAAAGAAAAUGCCUUGUUUAAGCGAAUUUUGAGAUGUUACGAACACAAACAAUACAAAAAUGGGUUAAAGUUUGCAAAGCAAAUCUUAUCCAAUCCAAAGUUCAGCGAACAUGGAGAAACUUUGGCGAUGAAAGGUCUUACGUUGAACUGCUUAGGUCGCAAAGAAGAAGCAUACGAUCAUGUUAGACGAGGUCUCAGGAACAGUUUGCAAUCACAUGUAUGCUGGCAUGUUUAUGGAUUGUUACAGCGUUCCGACAAGAAAUACGAUGAGGCUAUCAAGUGUUACAGAAACGCUCUUAAAUGGGAUAAGGACAACAUACAGAUUCUUAGAGAUUUAUCGUUACUUCAAAUUCAAAUGAGGGAUUUAGAAGGAUAUAGAGAUACUAGAUAUCAAUUGUUUAUGUUGCGUCCAACACAGCGUGCUUCUUGGAUUGGUUUCGCUAUAUCUUACCAUUUAUUAAAAGACUAUGAGAUGGCGCUUAAAAUUCUAGAUACAUUUCGCAAAUCGCCUAUGAUUUGUUAUGAUUACGAACAUAGUGAGUUGCUGUUGUAUCAAAAUAUGGUCAUUCAAGAAUCCGGUGACAAUGAACAAGCUUUAAAACAUCUUGACAAAUAUCGAUAUCAAAUUUGCGAUAGAGUAACUUUAAAAGAAACAUACGGCAAACUUAGACUUCAACUUCAACAGUAUACAGAAGCGGUACAAGUUUAUAAAGAAUUAUUAAAUAUCAAUCCUGAAAAUUCUACGUAUUAUGCUAAAUUAGCAGAGGCAGAAAGACACGAAACGCCAGAAGAUACGUUGGUUAUGCUCCAAAGAUACGAAGAUUUGUUUCCUCGUGCAUUAGCGCCAAGGCGUUUACAAUUGAAUUAUGCUUCUGGGGAUCAAUUUAAAUCAUUAGCUGAUCAAUAUUUACGACGAGGCCUUCACAAAGGUGUACCACCGCUAUUUGUUAAUCUUCGUUCGUUGUACAAUGACAAACAAAAAGUAGAAGUUAUUCAAUCUCUUGUUCUGGAAUACAAGGAAGCAUUAAAAGCUCAUGGUCAUUUUAGUAAUCAAGAGAAAGAUAAUCCACGAGAACCAGCCUCGGCAUUACUAUGGACUUAUUAUUAUUUAGCUCAACAUUAUGAUUAUCUUGGUCUUACAGAAAAAGCGUUGGAUGAAAUCGAUGCUGCCAUAGAUCACACACCUACAUUAAUAGAACUUUUUGUUACCAAAGGACGAAUAUUUAAGCAUGCCGGAAAUGUUCAAGAAGCAUACAAGUGGUUAGAUGAAGCUCAAGGAUUAGAUACUGCCGAUCGAUAUAUUAAUUCUAAAUGUGCCAAAUAUAUGCUACGUGCGAAUUUAAUUAAAGAAGCGGAAGAAACGUGUGGGAAGUUUACUAGGGAAGGAGUAUUAGCGAUGGAAAAUCUAAACGAAAUGCAAUGCAUGUGGAUUCAAAUGGAAGCAGCGCACGCAUAUCAACGUCUUGGAAAAUAUGGAGAAGCUUUAAAAAAAUGUCAUGAAAUUGAUAGGCACUUUUCAGAAAUUAUAGAAGAUCAAUUCGACUUUCACACAUAUUGUAUGCGAAAAAUGACAUUAAGAUCUUACGUCGGCCUUCUGAGGUUAGAAGAUGUUCUUCGUGCUCAUCCAUUUUACUUCAAGGCUGCAAAAUGCGCGAUGGAGGUUUAUCUACGUCUACAUGACUACCCUCUACCAGAUCCAACACAGACGCAAGAAAUCGACACGGAAAAUUUGGCACCGUCCGAAUUGAAGAAACUUAGGAAUAAACAGAGAAAACAACGUAGGAAGGCAGAAUUGGAAAGACAACAGGCUGCACAGGCUCAAGAAAAAAGAGAACAACAUAACAAAUCACGACAACAAACUGAUCCUGAUUUAGAACAACCGACAUUGGACGAACUUAUUCCAGAAAAAUUGGAAAGGGUCGAAGAUCCUUUGGAACAAGCGAUUAAAUUUUUACAACCACUUCAAGAUCUUGCAGCAAAUAGAAUAGAAACGCAUCUAAUGGCUUUUGAAAUCUACAUACGUAAAGGUCGUACACUCUUAAUGCUGCGAUCAAUAAAACGUGCUCAUAGGCUGGACUCGAAUAAUCCAGAUCUUCAUACGUGUUUGGUACGAUUUUUAUUGAAUACAAAUCGUUUAUCGUUGGAGGGUGCCGUUGGUGAAGUUGUGAAACGACAAACGGCAGACAUAUUUUCCGACUCAACUGCAGUACAAUUGAAUACGGAAUAUUUAAAGAAGAACAGUACUUCAUUACCCCAUUUGCUUCAAGGUGCAAGAAUGUUAUAUUUGUUGGACCCAUCGGCACAAACACGUGCAUUAUCACUCGUUACAAAUAUCGAUGAACUUGAAAAUGUGACAUUGAAGAGUUGCACUAAAGUACUCGAGUCAAUGCAAAACGGUGACUUUGGUUAUUGCGAUAGUACGAUAUCCGAAUUUAUAACUAAAUGUCGCGAACGUUUUCCUUACGCUACUGCAUUUCGAUUGCAAGAAACAACAACAACAACUACUACUACUACUAUUACUACAACUACCACCAAUACUACUGCUGCUGCUACUACU